Molecule: messenger RNA, 1585 nt
Organism: Hyposmocoma kahamanoa
Lineage: Eukaryota; Metazoa; Arthropoda; Insecta; Lepidoptera; Cosmopterigidae
Gene: Pus1
Product: tRNA pseudouridine synthase A
Exons: 7
Coding region: 72-1418 (448 amino acids)
Biological process (GO): mRNA pseudouridine synthesis; tRNA pseudouridine synthesis
Cellular component (GO): nucleus
Molecular function (GO): pseudouridine synthase activity; RNA binding
Source: RefSeq, a predicted model, not a curated record
CAUAUGAUAUUUAUAUUGAGCUUUUGAAUAAAUAACACUGAAAAUACUGUUUAAUUUACGUUACGUUAGGUAUGUCGGUCAAAUUACUCAACUUAUUUGUUAAUACAAUCAGACAGAAUCUGCCGAAAUACUCUAAAUCAGUUGCAGGAUUUGCUCUCAAUCAGUUGAGGUUUUCUACUGCAAUGGAUGUGGCUGAUAUUGAGAAGAAAGAGGAGAUAAUUGGACACAAAAAUGCAACUCGGUACAAAAAACGUUUUAUGAAGCGACAGUGGGAAGACCUGAAAAAAGUGGAUGGGGAAUCAGAUGAAAAACGAGAGAAAGUGGACAGAAUCAAGAGGAAAAAGGUGGCAAUGUUACUGGGCUAUUGUGGUGUUGAUUACAGUGGCAUGCAAAGAAACCCAGGAGUCAAUACUAUCGAAGAGGAACUGCUGAAAGCACUCUGGGACGCUAAAUACAUCACAGAGGAAGAUUUCAACAACCAACAAAAUGCACAUUUUCAACGAAGCUCGCGUACAGAUAAAGGUGUCUCCGCUGCCAGACAAGUUGUAUCAUUAAAAUUACCUCUAGAAACAGACAUUGAAGAGAUUAACAAAAGACUACCAGAAUGCAUAAAAGUGUUUGGUAUAAAGAGAGUGACAAACAAAUUUAACUCCAAAGUGAAAUGCAACGCAAGGACAUACAGUUACACACUCCCCACGUACGUCUUUGAACCAAAAGCAGUGACUGACGACCAGCGAAAAAGUUACAGGAUAUCAGCAGAUAAAUUACAACAAACCAAUGACGUGUUAGCCGUUUAUAAAGGGACAAAAAGUUACCAUAACUUCACGGAGAAAAAACACUACCAAGAUCCUUCAGCGUCUAGAUAUAUGAUGGAUUUCAGCAUAGAAAAAGUGUUUGUCGAAUCCGAUAUGGAAUUUGCAGUGCUUUUAGUAAAGGGUCAAAGUUUCAUGUUGCAUCAAAUUAGAAAGAUGGUUGGUUUGACCAUUGCGAUUGUCAGAGGGCACACAGAUAUGUCAAUAAUGGAGAAGGCUUUUGGUAAAGACAAAGUGAUUAUUCCUACUGCACCUGGGCUAGGAUUGGUGUUGGAUAUGGUCCACUACGAUAGAUAUGAUAAUAAAUUCAAAGACAGCCACGCCAGCCUUACGUGGGAAGCUGAAGAAGAAGCGGUACAGCAGUUUAGACAUGAGCACAUUUUCCCCAACAUCAUAAAGGGUGAAAUUGAAGGAAACUCAAUGGGUAUAUGGCUUGAGAAACUAAAUUUACACUCCUAUGAACCCAGUGAUGAUGUACCAGGCGAAAAAAACGACGUUGAAAAUGAGAAAGAAGCUGACGACGAUGACGACGAUCCUAAUACCAAUGACGACGUUGAUAACGACGAGGAAGUGAAAUCGGAAAGUAAAGAUGAGAUUGGAGUGUAAUUUACGAUAUGCCUAAUAAACUCUCUCAGGAUGAACGACAUAGUGUAUCUGGGUAUUGUUUAGGUUAGGUUUUGUCUGCUUGAUUUCGGUGGCUAUUUUUAUUAUUUAAAUACCUAUAUAUAAUGUCGUGAAAUAUUAAAUAAUAUUUCAAGUUACUACACUCGAAU